GUAACACUUUUGUUGUGAAUGAACUUUGAAAAACGGGAUCACUUUUUCAUGUGCGUGCUCGGCAGCUGGAACCUUUAGGCAGCUGCUUUCUUGUGUGAUCUUGAAGUUUCAACAAUUUCGUCAGCUUGUGUUGUGCACCAUGGACCUCAGUGCUUCAAGCACACCGCUGCAGAAGGCCAGAAGAAGAGCCCAAAUCUUAGACUCAGACUCUGAUGAUGAGCGAUUGGAUCAAGCCAAUGGAUUAGUCAUACCACCAUCGGAUCCAGAGGAUGACGACAGGGCAUCAUUAAUUAAUUCGUCCAAUUCCAGUGAUAGCCUUGUUAUGACAACCCCAGUGCAAUCUCGUUCCAUGCCUAAGCAGAACAACUUACUACGGAGAAGUUUAGGGUACAAAAGUGCUGUAGGAGACAAUUUGGAAGACUCUUCACAAUACAUGAGUUUCCACAGUGCAGCAACUUUCACUCCUGAGAAAGGAAACUCUGGUCUUGAAUCGUCUCAUCAUGAAAGUGAUGUUUCCAACAAGUCUUUGGAUGUGUCUGCUAUAUCUGAAGAACAUAGCUCUUCCGAAAGUGGGAAUGAAAUAGAAUCAUUUCAAUCCAGACAAAACUCUCACCAAAAUGAAGAUGAAAUUGAAUCAUUCCAAUCUGAACAUAGUUCUAUUCCUCUCAAUGAUAGUGACUUUGGCUUUAAAAAUAAUGAUUGUGAUGAUGAUUCUCAGUCAGAUGACUUAAAUAAUUCAGAAAAUGUUGCUAGUACUUCCCAUCAACCUGAAAAUAUAGAGGAUAGCGAGUCAGCUCAAAGUGAUGAGUUCGAUGAUGGUGCUGCACAUUCUAAUGAUGACAGUAGGAAAAUUGAAUCAAAUGAAGACAUGUAUAUGAAAGGUGUAGCUCAAUCAUCUAAGCAUGGUAUUGAUACUUCAUAUAAGCCUGUGUUGAUUCAAGAUGGUGAUGCAUCAAAUUCAUCAAUUUACUAUGAUGACAGUAAUAUGGCAAAGAAUUUAAAUAGUUCAGAUGUUGCUACUUCUCUUGAUGACAAAGUGAAAGAAGCAGAGUUUUUUGGCAGUCCUAAGAGAUCUAGUUUGAUUGAUCUAACUCAAUCAGAUUCAUCUCUUCAGAAUUCACCUGUUGGCGCUACAAGACAACAUGAUUUGAAGCAACGAGAAAUAGGAGACAUAGUAGCAGACCUCUCAUCUGUUUCCAAUGACAUCAUGGUAAAGGAGGCUCUCCUUGAUAGCAUUAACAACAACACACUCCCAGAUAAUGGAAGGAACCUGAAAAUGAUGGUGUACAAACUAAAACUGCAGAAACAAGCACUGGAAAAGGAAUUAAGUGAGCAUAAGGAAACUGCUGCGCAACAAGCAACUAUUGAGCAAAUGCAAACCAACCUGGAGAGGAAAUUGCUGUCUUCUAAGCAGUCGACUCUAAACUUUCAGCCUUCUGUCAAGAUAGAACAGAGAGAAUAUGAGAGUAUCGACUCUGAAGAAGAUGGCAGCCCAAGGUCUCUAAACAGCCAUGAUUCAAUCAGCAAGCCUGAAUGGGGAGACUUGCCUAAUCCAGACAUGACCAUAUCUGGAUUCGGGAAAAAAGCCAUGCAAACACAUUUAGCUGAGAAGUCUCUUACUUUAGAAGCUUUAUCUAGUCUGCACAAUGCAUUAAAGACUUGUCCUGAUGAAGACACUUAUGCUGAGGAUCCUAAAUACCUAAGGGUUGAACUGAUGCCUCAUCAAAAGCAUGGUUUGGCCUGGAUGCUCUGGAGAGAGCAAGAAAAACCCUCUGGAGGUAUUCUUGCUGAUGAUAUGGGAUUAGGUAAAACUUUGAGCAUGAUUUCCCUAAUUUUGAAAGAUCUUGAAAACAAAGAAAAAUCUGAUGAUGACAGUGAGUCUGAUGAUGAAUCUCCAAGAUGGAUGUCUUCAAAAUACUCAAGAAUGGUCAAGGGUGGUACUUUGGUAGUGUGCCCUGCAAGCUUGGUGGCACAGUGGGAGCAAGAAAUUUACAGACGAGUUAAGAAAAGGGCACUGUCAGUGGAGCUUUAUCAUGGUCCUAAACGUGAAAGCAAGCCCCGUCGUCUUGCCAAGCAUGAUGUUGUUGUCACUACGUACAACUUAGUGAGUAGAGAAAGUGGUGUGGAUUCUGCUAAAAAUGCUACGAAGAUAAAGGAUAAGGGCCCAUUGUUUAUGGUGAAGUGGGAGAGGAUAAUUUUGGAUGAAGCACAUAUGGUGCGUAACCAUAAGAGCCAAAUGGCCUUAGGUGUGUGUGAGCUCAUGGGGAAGCACCGCUGGUGUUUAACUGGGACACCUGUUCAAAAUAAGCAAUUGGAUCUUUACGCCCUUCUCAAAUUCCUUCAAUGUUCUCCUUUUGAUGAUCUUGUUGUUUGGAAGAGAUGGGUUGAUAACAAGAAUGCGGCUGGAAUGCAACGCCUGAACACGAUGAUGAAGUCCUUAAUGCUUCGAAGAACAAAAGAACAGUUGCAGGAGAAGGGGGAUCUUAACUGUCUUCCGGAAAAGUCCUCUGAACAGAUCGAUGUGCAUCUUGAUCCUGAAGAGUUGGAACUAUAUGAAAAAGUAGCUCUUUUCUCAUCCACUUUAUUUGCUGAGUUUCUUGUCCAAAGAGCUGAAAAGCAACAACUACUUGAUGCUCGUUAUGGGAUGUCAACAAGACCAGUCUGGGAACAAGAAGGUCGGCCAGAUAACCAGUUCACAACCACUAAGGAACUUGCCAACAUGCAUCGUAAAAUGAAGGGCAUUACUGAAAUUAAAACUCAUAUGAUUUUGGUUCUUUUGUUGCGUCUUCGACAGAUUUGUUGUCACCCAGGCUUGGUCAAAAAGAUGGUUGAAAAUGGUGAUAUAGAUUUUAAUGUGGCCAGUGCUGGAGUUGAAGAUGAGGACGGCCUGGAUGUCGAUCUUUUUAAUCAGAUGAACAAUCUUAAUAUUGAUGAGUCAGCUGUAGAAAGUGAGGAAAAUGAUGAUCCGCUCAAUAAAUCUGGAAUAUUUUCAGCUGACAGUCCUGUUCUUAGUUUCGAUCGGCCAAGUGCAAAGAUUCGAGCUAUUCUCGACCUUUUAGAAGAGAAGCUUCUGGAUUCUGAUGACAAGGCUAUUAUAGUGUCACAGUGGUCGUCUGUACUCAAUAUAAUCGCAAAGUUCUUGAAACAGAUGCAAUUUAAAUUUGAAACACUGUCUGGUGAAGUUCCAGUUCAUAAACGUCAAGACAUAGUAAAUGAUAUAAACAGGAAAGGAUCUGGUGCCCAGAUUCUUCUCUUAUCACUGACAGCUGGAGGUGUUGGUCUAAAUCUGGUGGGUGCUAACCAUUUGUUGAUGGUCGAUAAUCACUGGAAUCCUCAGCUAGAAGCUCAGGCAUGUGAUAGAAUUUACCGCGUUGGGCAGAAGAAACAUGUAUUUGUUUACAAGUUCAUCACAGUGAACACAAUUGAGGAGAAAAUAGUGUCUGUUCAAGCGCAGAAAUUGGCAUUGGCGCAUAGCGUGCUUACUGGCACAAGGGACAUGCAGGCUUCAAAGCUCACUCUGGCAGAUUUGCAAAUGCUAUUCUCUGCUCCCAAUCCUGCCCCGGCCCCGGCCCCUGCGCCUGCACCUCAAUGAAGCUAGCUACAGCCUUUCCAAAUUACACUUGUCUUCAUGUUUUGUUUCUUCUCUUAUAUGAAAAUUUUUGCCUUUCAUGUGUUUUAAUUGGUGCUUUGUUUUUAUGUAUAUUUUAUUACCUUCAAAUACAAUCAAUUUCUGAAACUAA
Molecule: messenger RNA, 3740 nt
Organism: Thrips palmi
Lineage: Eukaryota; Metazoa; Arthropoda; Insecta; Thysanoptera; Thripidae
Gene: lds
Product: transcription termination factor 2
Exons: 11
Coding region: 140-3592 (1150 amino acids)
Molecular function (GO): ATP binding; ATP-dependent chromatin remodeler activity
Source: RefSeq, a predicted model, not a curated record